Molecule: messenger RNA, 2363 nt
Organism: Eufriesea mexicana
Lineage: Eukaryota; Metazoa; Arthropoda; Insecta; Hymenoptera; Apidae
Product: zinc finger protein 184
Exons: 3
Coding region: 156-2363 (735 amino acids)
Biological process (GO): regulation of gene expression
Cellular component (GO): nucleus
Molecular function (GO): zinc ion binding
Source: RefSeq, a predicted model, not a curated record
AAUGCGAUAUCAAGCAGAAUCUUAUUUUAUAUGCAAAACAGCAUCGUCAACGAUGAUAGUGCAACAGUGAUCAUUGUUACGUGUGUAUUUCUUCGGAAAUAAAGUUAUUCGCGAUUUUCUUAAGGUCGCGCAAUUGAGUUUUCCGCGGGAAAACAAUGUCUGGAUAUCGAAGAGUGAAUUACUACGAACUGUGCAGAUUGUGUACUAGCAGCGAAGGAAACAAAAUGAACAUCUUCCGGGAAGAAGGCCGCAGACGGCAACUUCAAACAAAGAUUCAAACGUAUUUGCCUAUACAAGUAUUGGAAGAGGAUUCUUUGCCAAAAAUCGUUUGUCACGAAUGUGUAAAGAAAUUAGAAAAUUUUAUUGAAUUCAGAGAAACAGUUGUAAGUGCAGAGGGUAUGUUAGAAUCAUAUUUCACUUCACUGCGAUUCUCUGAAGAUUUUCUAAAGGAGGGUAAAGUUUAUGUGAAAAACACAGAAAAGGAUAGACCUAUAACACCUGAAAAUGAAGUAUUGAAGUCAAUAGAAAAGGUAAUACCAUCAACAGGGAAUCAAAUAGUCAACGAUGAUCAACAAAUACAGCAUCAACGACCCGUUGUUGUUAGUAAUAUAAAUGCUUCUAAUAUACAAAUUAUCAGUGGAGUCCAAGCAAGAGUUCAACAAUACAAAUGUGCCAUGCAGAUGCAACCAGGUGGUAUGGCAGCUGCUGUUGUAGAAGCAACAGCAGAAACUCAUUAUAGUUAUCAACAACAGACUUCACAACAAGUAUCUCCUCAACAAUCAAAUGAAGCACAAAAUCAAAUUAAUGAUCAACAAAGUCCAACCUCACAAAUUCAACAAGUGCAAAAUCAAAUUCAAAAUCAUAACCAAAUCAAUCAACAAAUACAAUCACAAAGACAAAUUUCUCAACAAAUUUCUCAGUCACAGAAUCAAACACAGGUCAACCAACAACAACAACAGCAACAACAGCAGCAACAACAACAACAACAACAAAAUCAAUCACAAAUAACACAACAGAUUCAACAGUUACAAAGACAGCAAAGAGAAUUUGAGAAACAACAUAGACAGCUUCAGCAAAUCGAAAAACAAGUGCAAAUUGCUACACAACAGGAAUUUCCUAUUAAACAAGAACCUCAGACACAGGUGGUACAUCAAAAUAAUAAUAUUAUUUUAAAGGCAGAACCUGAAACUAAACAAAAUCAGCAAAUUAUUCAGAAAAUACAAUCUGAAACUCAAAAGGAUGAAGGUGGAGCACAAAAUGUACAAGGUUAUACUGUACAAGCUACACCAGAGGUAUUUUUAAAUUUGGGGUUUAAAGAAACUCCUUUGGUUACACAAACUGUUCGAGACGAUACAAAAGAAUUUAAAGAUUAUGCAAAAUCGGAUGAUACAAUAUCUCGUAACUCAAUCGGACAGAUUUCUGAAUUUCUACGAAUCAAAUCAGGACCUGAACCAACAUCUUUAAUUACUGUGAAUCCUCAAGUUAUUUCACAAACUCACAGGAAUGCUACCUGUAAAGAGUGUGGCAAAAUUUUUUCCUCUAUAAAUCAAUUGAAUGGUCAUAGUUGCUCUGUUCAGAGUCUUAUAAGUGAAACUUCUGAUAAUAGUAGUAAUAAAGAAGACUCUUUACAAACUAAUAGCAAUUCAUUUAGUUGUGAUGUUUGUGGUAAACCAUUUAAACGGAAAGAACAUCUUUACCAGCAUAGGAAAUUACAUACUGGUGAACGUCCCUAUGUGUGUACCACGUGUUCAAAGGCAUUUAGUCGCAAAGAACAUUUAGUUAGACACUCUGUAUCUCACACUGGUGAAAAGAUGCAUGAGUGUGAAAUGUGUGGUAAAAGCUUUUCUCGAAAAGACAAUCUUCACAAGCAUCGUAAAACACAUGGUGUAUCAGGUCCUUAUAUUUGUGAAACUUGUGGGAAGUCAUUUGUGGUAAAACAUUACUAUUUAAUGCAUUUAACAACUCAUGCUUCAACUAUUGGGGAUGGUGUAAAUUGUCAGGAUCCUUUACCAUACAAAUGUGAUAUUUGUCACAAAGCAUUUUCUGUAAAACAAUAUCUAACGACACACAAACUUAGGCAUAGAUCAAAGAAUAAUAAUAAUUCUUCCCAAAAUUCUGUAAAUGGUCAUCAGCAACAGCAACAACAGCAGCAGCAACAACAGCAACAAACACAACAGUCUAAUACUACAAGUAAUGUAAACAUAGUGACAAGUAAUGUUACUAAUUCUGGGAGCCUAAAUAAUAGUAAUGGACAGUCUAAUAAUGAAUCAACAGUCGAAAUGCAAAGUGUUAUUGAAAGAAAUGAACAACCAAAUGGUUCAUUUAAUAAUCAGUAUCAUAAUAAUAUACAAGAGUUUCAAUGA